AACUCGGAGUGGAGGCAGAGCGAAGAGGGAAAAUACCAGAUAUGCCCAGUGUUAAACUCUCUCGAUAAUCAAGUGUACAGAAAUGGAAAAUGUGUAUUUUAUCCAAACAAAGAUAAUAUAUUUCUGCAUUAUUCUGCAUUUUUUAUUACUAGAAAAAAAACUCGGAGUGCGGUUUUUAGUGACCAUCAGUGUAUAGAACCUAUAACGUUUGCUAAAAUGAAUUGACUGUUGUCAGUGUUUUAUUUACAGAGUAAACUAUGGACAAAGUUCCGCAUGAUGCAGAGAGCGAGAGUGUCAAAUUUAAGCCCGUUGGUCGUUUGGAUAUGAGCCACGGGUUCCUUCGGCACAUCAGGAGAAAUCAAAUAGCCAGGGAUGAUUAUGACAGAGAGGUAAAACAGGCCAAAGAAAAACAGAGGCAAAGACCCACUACCACCCCCCGCCAUCCAAAAAGACCUGACCAACAAGUGUACCACCUACGCCAUCAGAAUGGCUCGGAGUCUUGUGUGCAUGUGGGGACAGAAGACUGGAAUGAGAGCAGCUCAGGCACAGAUCAGGAAAACACUGGCACAGAGCUUUUCUGGCUUGAUUACCAGGCUGACAGCGGGCAAAUUACAUCAUUCAUUGUUUACAAGGAAGACAAGCCAGAAACAAUAGUGGAAAGAGUAUCACAGAUGAACGUUUUGGACUCAGCCAUGAGGGCAGCACUGGUGGCUCGUGUGGGAAAAGAAAUGAACAAACGAUGUGAUAAAUAUUAAGAUGGCGAAUGAAACUGUUUUGAUUAAGAGUACAGGUUUAAUAUUGUGUUUUAUACUGUGUGUUGUGAAAUAUAAAAAAUAUUGUGGACCCACAAUGGAGUAUGAUACAUUUCUAUCUUACCUUACUACCAAGUUACCAAGGAUUUUUCACAAUACAUAAUUUCAUUAUUAUUGCGUAUUUGUUGAUUCACUAUAAUUUUGUUUUGUUUACCUUAUGCAAGUACGUGCCGAUUGCCAACAAAACAGACAGUUUCACUUACCGCAUGCUUUUUAUGACCGGCAUCUUUUAGCACAGGGAUCGCCCCAUCUAUCAGUUUCAAACGAUCUGCAAAACUAGCGUUAUUGUUUGUGGGGAUUUCAUUUGUUUGGGUCUGGUCUUGUUUUGUGGUCGAUCAUGGACAACAGAGGGAAAAAGUUACAUUGUGCCAUUUACUUUUUUCCCCUUUGAUGUUCCUCUGUUUUCUGGUGACGAUCGCAGAGUGGGACCAGGCUGGACCUGCACGGUUUCGGCCAGUGGGACUUCCUGGGUUGUGGGUGGUG
Triplophysa dalaica is the source of this 1295-nucleotide messenger RNA. RefSeq names its product chromosome 4 C2orf68 homolog (gene c4h2orf68). The coding region runs from base 258 to 755 and encodes 165 amino acids. Lineage: Eukaryota; Metazoa; Chordata; Actinopteri; Cypriniformes; Nemacheilidae. The transcript has 4 exons. The record is from RefSeq and is a predicted model, not a curated record.